This is a messenger RNA of Rhododendron vialii, 1296 nucleotides long. RefSeq lists its product as uncharacterized. The coding region runs from base 1 to 1296 and encodes 431 amino acids. The transcript has 6 exons. Gene Ontology annotation, molecular function: nucleic acid binding; RNA-DNA hybrid ribonuclease activity. The record is from RefSeq and is a predicted model, not a curated record. Lineage: Eukaryota; Viridiplantae; Streptophyta; Magnoliopsida; Ericales; Ericaceae.
AUGAGUUUCCUCGUUGCAUAUCGAGGAUAUCAUCAGAUUGCUAUAUACGGGCCCGAUCAAGAGAAGACUUCCUUUAUCACACCAAAAGGGCUGUACUAUUACAGUGUCAUGCCUUUUGGUUUGAGGAAUGCUGGUGCAACAUACCAAAGGUUGGCAACGAUUAUGCUAAAGAAGUUGCUCGGCAAAACUAUGGAGGUGUACAUAGAUGAUAUGGUGGUCAAGAGCAAAGAGAGGCAGGACCACAUAGCAGACUUAAAAGAAGCCUUUGAGAUUCUGAGAGAGUACAAGCUGAAGCUCAAUGCCUCGAAGUUUGCGGUUGGAAUAAGCUCAGGGAAGUUCCUGGGUCACCUUGUGACCAUAAGAGGGAUAGAGGCAAAUCCUGACCAAAUAAUAGCUUUGCAGAGGCUCCAAAGUCCAAGGACCACGAAGGAGGUCCAAAGACUGACUGGAAUGGCAACAACCCUUAACAGAUUCAUCAGCUGGUCUAGCAAUAAGUUCUCUGAACAUGUUGUUAGUGUAGUAUUACUGAGGGAUAAGGGAUCCAAGCAAAUCCCUGUCCACUACGUGAGCAAGACGUUGUUGGAUGCAGAAACGAGAUAUCUGCCUUUAGAAAAAUUGGCAGAUUUCUCGGGACGUAUAUCAACCUGGUCAGUAGAAUUGAGUCAGUACGAUAUUGACUAUCAGUCGCGCAUUGCAAUAAAGGGACAAGUAUUGGCAGACUUUGUAGCAGAGUUUUCUCCUAUCAGGGAUUGGGAUUGCGCUUUUCCCACCCAAAGGAGUAAAGAUGGAAUUAUCCCUUCGACGGGCUUUAGUGCUUCAAACAAUGUGGCAGAGUACGAGGCACUCUUGGUAGGGCUGCAAAGUGCGAAAACCCUGAAGGUAAAAAGAAUACGAGUGUACUAUGAUUCACAACUCGUGGUGAACCAAUUGUUCGGUGAAUACAAAACCCGAAAUGAAAAGAUGGCAGCCUGCGUGGAGGCCGCCAAGGAUCUGCUCGACACUUUUGAGAAGGUGUACAUUGAGCAAAUAAGUUCUGGGCAGAAUGGCCAUGCGGAUUCACUUGCUUGGUUGGCCGCAACCAUGCCAACUGAAUUCAAGAGAAGGGUGGCAAUAGAUUAUCUUUCUAAGCUGAGCAUUGGAAGGAGCGUGGAAUUGGUCCACAGGGCAAUGACCCAAGGUUACUGGUGGCCGCACAUGCAGGAGGAUGCAAAGGUGUCCCAAUUUCAGAAGAAGUUCAAAGGAUUAUGUGCCCAAUACGGAAUAAGGAACUACUACUCAACUCCAGCCUACCCUUAG